AUGAAAAAUAUUGCAGAAGAAAUAGGAAACAAAAGAGGAUAUUGUAAAAAUUGCGGAACUACCACAACACCACUUUGGAGACGAGGAGAUGAUGGAAGUUAUCUAUGUAACGCGUGUGGACUAUAUCUAAAGAUACAUAAAAAAAAUCGGCCACAUGAAUUUAAGACGGACAGUUUUAAACACAGGAACAGAAAUAAAAAAGAAGUACCUUUUAUACCACAGUUGCGUAAUAAUGACAGAUUUGUGCAUAGUUAUUACAAACCAAUAUACUUUCCUAAGUAUAGUCAACAAGAAAUACUAAAAGAUUACAACCUUUUUAAAGAACAUUCUAUGAGAAUGAAUCAUAUGUAUGUGAAAAAUAAUAUAAAAAAAGGCCAAAAUAAUCCUUUUUAUGCAAACAAAAACUUAGCACAUAACUUUCAACAAGAUAAGGUGCAGGAUGAUGAUACAGCAGAGGCAGUCGAUGCAUUGAUAAAUUUUAUGAAUCUUUGUAAGUAA
Messenger RNA from Vairimorpha ceranae, 498 nucleotides. Its product is annotated as gata transcription factor. Gene Ontology annotation, biological process: positive regulation of transcription by RNA polymerase II; negative regulation of transcription by RNA polymerase II. Gene Ontology annotation, molecular function: zinc ion binding; DNA-binding transcription factor activity, RNA polymerase II-specific; RNA polymerase II cis-regulatory region sequence-specific DNA binding. Bases 1 to 498 code for a protein of 165 amino acids. The transcript has a single exon. Lineage: Eukaryota; Fungi; Microsporidia; Nosematidae. The record is from RefSeq and is a predicted model, not a curated record.